Messenger RNA from Penaeus vannamei (Pacific white shrimp), 749 nucleotides. RefSeq names its product mitochondrial ribosomal protein S16 (gene mRpS16). The record is from RefSeq and is a predicted model, not a curated record. Gene Ontology annotation, cellular component: mitochondrial small ribosomal subunit; ribosome. Gene Ontology annotation, biological process: mitochondrial translation. Gene Ontology annotation, molecular function: structural constituent of ribosome. Lineage: Eukaryota; Metazoa; Arthropoda; Malacostraca; Decapoda; Penaeidae.
CGUAGUCACUCCUAUAUCGUCGGCAAAACAACGCGAGAGUCGUGGAAAUCUUUUCGACUGAGUGCUGGGUUGUCUUGUAUUUUGCAACUAGAAUUCAGAGAUGUUUCCAGCAUCUGGAGGUGCAAGAGUGGGCUUCAGAACCACAAAAGCUAUUAGAUUUGCCAAACAUGGCUGCACCAACAGACCUUUCUAUCACAUUGUUGUCAUGGAGAAAAGAAAGUCUCGACAAGGUCAUGUCAUAGAGCAACUGGGCACUUUUGAUCCAUCAGUGAAUGUCCAUGGAGAAAAGUUGUGUUCCAUCAACCUUGACAGGACCACCUAUUGGAUUGGCAGUGGGGCACACAUAUCUCUCCCCUGUAGCAUCCUUUUUGGUCUUGCCGGUCUUUUGCCCAUCCACCCACAAACAUAUAUUAAAGCUUGGAGAAAUCGGAGGACAGCUGCAAAUGCAGAAGAGACAGAAUCAACUUCGUCUUCAUAAGAAGUAUUUGUUAAUGAACAGGAUUAGUCUGUGGUGUUUUAUAAAUCAAGUUUUGCAUAUGAAAUUAAGUUGCUUAUGAGAAAGAAAUUCAAAACUUUAUUCAGUAAUGUAAUAUGACGAAACAUGUAUUCAGCAUUUCAAGAAUCUUAAAAAAGCAAAGAAAAAAAUUCAAAUCAAAUAAUUUUCUUUCCCAGAAAAGAAUGCAAUGUUAGUUAUAUGGCCACUGCUAUUGUUAUUUAUGUAAAUUUGUAAAUAAAGUUUUUUUUUUUUU